AUGGGAAGACGUAUACGUGUACAGCGUAAGGGACCGGGAGGAAUCUUCAAGGCACACAACAAACACAGGAAAGGAGCCGCAAAACUAAGGCCGGUUGAUUAUGCGGAACGUCAUGGUUACAUAAAGGGUGUUGUAAAGGAUAUUAUCCACGAUCCAGGUCGUGGUGCACCUCUGGCGAUCGUUCAGUUCCGUGAUCCGUACAAGUUCAAGACCAACAAAUGUACGAUGAUUGCUGCUGAAGGCAUGCACACCGGUCAAUUCGUCUAUUGCGGUCGUAAAGCUCAAGUUCAAGUUGGCAACGUUCUGCCACUGGGUGAGUUGCCCGAAGGUACGACUGUCUGCAAUUUGGAGGAGAAGACCGGCGAUCGUGGACGACUUGCUCGAACAUCAGGAAAUUACGCCACUGUUAUUGCACACAAUCCAGAAACGAAGAAGACUCGUAUUCGUUUGCCAUCGGGUGCCAAGAAGGUAGUACAAUCAUCUAAUCGCGCUAUGAUUGGUAUUGUGGCCGGUGGUGGAAGGACAGACAAGCCACUGUUGAAGGCGGGUCGUGCCUAUCACAAAUACAAGGCUAAACGCAAUUGCUGGCCAACGGUUCGUGGUGUGGCAAUGAACCCAGUGGAGCAUCCUCACGGUGGUGGUAACCAUCAGCAUAUUGGUCAUCCGUCAACGGUCAAGAGAGGUACGAGCGCAGGUCGUAAGGUCGGUCUUAUUGCCGCACGUAGAACCGGUAGAAUUCGUGGUGGUAAACCCGAGAAGCACGGCAAAGAAGAGGCAGUUUAA
Molecule: messenger RNA, 783 nt
Organism: Anisakis simplex (herring worm)
Lineage: Eukaryota; Metazoa; Nematoda; Chromadorea; Rhabditida; Anisakidae
Source: the annotation of a GenBank genome assembly